AUGGCCCCGAUUAUCCACUGCGUCCGCCACGCCCAAGGCCUGCACAAUGUUUGCACCGCCAACCACGUCAUCCAAGACCCCCUCCUCACUGAUCUCGGCCACGAGCAAUGCCAAACGCUCCGCGACAACUUCCCCCGCCAUGCCAACAUCGACCUGGUAACCGCCUCGCCCCUUCGUCGCACCCUCUAUACUGCGCUCGAAAGCUUUGCACCUGUCUUCGAGUCAAAGCCGGACUUGAAGAUUAUUGCCCUGCCUGAUAUUCAGGAGACCUCAGACGUUCCAUGUGAUACUGGCAGCGAACCUUCCGUUCUGAGGGAGGAGUUCAAGACAGGAGUUGAUCUUGAUCUUGUGCAGGAUGGGUGGAAUAACAAGUACUUGGUGUACUCACAUUUAUCUCUCAACAAGUUAUCUGGUCGUUACGUCCCAACCAACAAAGCCCUGAAGGAACGCGCUCGUGCAGCCCGUCGCUGGUUGAAAGCCCGGCCCGAGAAGGAAAUCGUCAUGGUCACACACGGCGGGUUCUUGCACUAUUUCACUGAAGACUGGGAAGACAGCAGCCAGUUCCAGGGUACUGGCUGGUCCAACACCGAGUACCGUACUUUCUCUUUCAGCGAGGAAACACACACAGACGAUUUGGAGGGAUACCCACUGGAUGGCGAUAAUGCCUCACUUGAGGAGACAAUUGACUCACGGCAGCGCCGGGGUAAGACUGGACCUAUGCCCAGCCGGGAAGAACAAAAGACGCUGUAUAAGAAGGGCACCCAGGGCUGGGAUGACCAGGGAUUGCAGAUGAGCACUGCUGAUCGGGAGGCGGCUAAGGCCACUGGAGGUGAGGAGGUCAAUGGAGUCCGGGUAUGAACUGGGCAGUGAACAAAAGUGUGAUUUUGAUGGACAUUGCCAUUGUACUUUUCGGUUGUCGCCGAUUGCGACGGGUUACAAAGAUAGAACCAGUAUAUACAUAG
Messenger RNA from Penicillium hordei, 962 nucleotides. RefSeq lists its product as uncharacterized. Lineage: Eukaryota; Fungi; Ascomycota; Eurotiomycetes; Eurotiales; Aspergillaceae. Gene Ontology annotation, molecular function: phosphatase activity. Gene Ontology annotation, cellular component: cytoplasm. The transcript has 4 exons. The record is from RefSeq and is a predicted model, not a curated record. Bases 1 to 858 code for a protein of 285 amino acids.